AGUAUAAGUCAAUAAAGCUUGACUGAGAGAUUAAUAGAUUGAUGCAUAUCCACUUGUUUUUAUCCCUUCAAUCAUUCUCUCUUUACUCCCAAAGGCCAUUAUACUCGUAAAGCUCCAACCUUUAGAUCUCCUCUCACUCGAACUCUCCGCUUCAAAUUUCCCCCAGAUUCGUGGAGAAUUCGAAUUGCCCUUAGCGUAAUUCACAUGGGUUCCGCUUAAAAAUCCAAUCUUUUUAGGUAAUUGAAGAGCACGACAUGGAUCAGAACUCUCACGACCGUCCGACGGCGGAGGCAGGGCUGCAACUCAAUUCUACGGAAAACCCAUCACCGGGAAGAUCGGUUCCUUUCGCCGGAGGUGCAACCUCUAGCUCCACGAGCACUAGCUCGGGCACUGCUCUCGCCGUGGUUAAACCCGCCGCGAAGAAGCCGUCUAAAGAUCGCCACACGAAAGUCGACGGCCGCGGCCGGAGAAUCCGCAUGCCGGCGUUGUGCGCCGCUAGAGUUUUCCAGUUGACGAGGGAGUUGGGACAUAAGUCAGACGGAGAGACGAUCGAGUGGCUGCUCCAGCAAGCCGAGCCUGUUAUCAUCGCGUCCACGGGAACGGGAACGAUUCCGGCGAAUUUCUCGACUUUAAACGCUACUUUACGCGGCGGCGGCGGUUCGACCAUCUUCGCUCAGUCGUCGAAGUCUUCUCCUUUUCACAGCACCGGGAUGUCUCUGUAUGAAGAUAAUAACGGUACUAACGGAUCAUCGUCCUCCGCCUCGAAGUUGUUAAGCGCAGCAACAGCCGCUCAGAACGCCGCCGUUUUCGGGUUUCACCAUCAGGGUUACCCGCCGAUAAUGUCGGCGGAGAGGAAUCAGCCGACUUUGGGAAAGCCUUAUAGAGAGGAUUACUUCAAGGAGUCGGAACCUAGUGGAAGUUCGCAGAAACCGGGUCAGUUUCAGGAGCAAGAGAUGGGUCCGGGUCCUGGUAUGGGUCGUGGGACGGCGAAUGUGGUGCCUCAACCUAUGUGGGCGGUGGCUCCUGGGACCACGAAUGGAGGAAGCGCGUUCUGGAUGCUUCCUAUGAGUGGCUCGGGUGGGCGGGAACAGAUGCAGCAGCAGCCGGGUCAUCAGAUGUGGGCAUUCAACCAGGGGAGUUAUCCGGUUGGGACUGGUCGGGUUGUGACUGCACCGAUGGGGUCAAUGAUGUUGGGAGGUCAGCAGCUAGGAUUAGGAGUGGCUGAGGGAAACAUGGCGGCCGCAAUGCGUGGAAGUAGAGGCGGUGGCGGCGACGGUUUGGCCAUGACGCUAGACCAACACCAGCAUCAGCAUCACCAGCAGCAUCAAGAGCCAAAUCAAAGUCAAGCUAGUGGUGAUGACAAGAAGUGACCAAACGCACCUCUUAAACAUUUUAGUGACCACACUGGCGGUUAGGAGGAUGCUGCUGGCGAUCAAUGAUUCCAAUUGUAAAACAUGUUUUGGCAGUUUAAUGCUGCCAUGCAUGAGAGAUUUGAAUGACGAAUAUGAUGAAACAUAUGUGGGUUUAAGCUCUUGAACAGAUUUGUCACAUCAUUUGUGGUUUUUUUUUUGUGUGCUUUCUUGGUUUUAGUUUUUUCUUCUUCUUGUGAUUGUGCUUUUGAUUGAUAGAUAUGUGAAUAUGUUGGAUCUUUUUUUGGUU
Brassica oleracea var. oleracea is the source of this 1659-nucleotide messenger RNA. Its product is annotated as transcription factor TCP22-like. The coding region runs from base 255 to 1370 and encodes 371 amino acids. Gene Ontology annotation, molecular function: DNA-binding transcription factor activity; sequence-specific DNA binding. NCBI's taxonomy places the organism in Eukaryota, Viridiplantae, Streptophyta, Magnoliopsida, Brassicales, Brassicaceae. The transcript has a single exon. Gene Ontology annotation, cellular component: nucleus. The record is from RefSeq and is a predicted model, not a curated record.